AUGACGUCUACAGUUACAGAAGAGUCUACAUCAGAAAACAUCUCGUCAACAGUUGAUAAACCAGAUCCAGCAGCCGAUGAAGCAGCAGACAGUACCAAAUCCACCGAUAGUGUUCCAAAAGAAGUGAAUAAUUCCAUACAGCAAACACAACUGGAACCGGAUUUAUCGUUGCCAUUUUUUAGCACGAAAAGAACCUAUGACCAUCCGUACGGACCAUGGCGACCUGUACCAGAAAAAACACCUAAUAAACGAACUGUUGGCGACACACUCGAUCUACCACAUGAAAAUUGGCAUCUCCCAAGUAAUCAGCCCGAACCAGUGAUAGAAGUCAAACCUGAACAAAAAGUGAUAUUUAAAGAACGAGAAAUAAAGACAUCUGAUUCAGCAGCAAAAACAUCUACCAAUAUAGAAUUUAAAAAACGAAAAGUAGCUCAAAAUCAAAAUUUACGUGGUCGACGAACAAAAGAUGAUUGA
This is a messenger RNA of Didymodactylos carnosus, 474 nucleotides long. The record is from the annotation of a GenBank genome assembly. Lineage: Eukaryota; Metazoa; Rotifera; Eurotatoria; Philodinida; Philodinidae.